Messenger RNA from Lindgomyces ingoldianus, 297 nucleotides. RefSeq lists its product as uncharacterized. Lineage: Eukaryota; Fungi; Ascomycota; Dothideomycetes; Pleosporales; Lindgomycetaceae. The record is from RefSeq and is a predicted model, not a curated record. The transcript has a single exon. The annotation marks the transcript as partial.
UACUUUGCUAUUCUUUCUGGAGUUGAACCCAACGCCCUAUCACGGCGGGAUCUUGAUGAGAACCUGAUUGACGCUAUUAAGGGAUUCAUACUUAAUUCUUCUAAAGGACUCGCGGAAAUCACGACACCUAAGACGCAGAAAGUUCAGUUUAUUCAUGAAUCAGUACAGGAAUUUCUCUUAAAAGAAAACAGGCUAGAAAACAUUCCGCCUGACCUGGGAAGAAACCUCCACUGCCAAAGCCAUGAGCAGCUGAAGCAUUGUCUGAAGUUGAAAAAGGCCUUCCAAAAGCAUCGUUAG